UGGAUAAUUUUUCCAGCUCUUUUGAGAUGAAAUUGGAUCCAGAGGGGGAAAAGGAAGGAAAGUUCUCUCUUUUAUGUUCUACCGAAAAUCAGAAAUCAAACCCAAUUAAAUAAAGCGAAAAAAGUCGGCAUUUUUUGAAAAAGAAACCAUUCCUGUUUGGAUUCUCUUCUUCGUAGAGAGCUUUGAUCUCAGUCGAGCACGGUUUCUGAAGGAGAUACGUCGUAGUCUGAUAUUUCCUCUGAUCUCUCUCUAUCUCUCCUCCUCGCAUUUUGGAAUUCAUUCCUCCGUCCAUCCCCCCGUUGCCGGACAAAAAAUGGAUAGCUGCUCUACUCAGCUUAUUGAUGGAGAUGGUACCUUCAAUGUUACUGGGCUUGAUCAUUUCAUCAAGGAUGUUAAACUGGCAGAAUGUGGUCUUUCAUAUGCCGUUGUCUCGAUUAUGGGUCCACAAAGCAGCGGAAAGAGCACAUUGUUGAACAAUUUGUUCGGAACAAACUUCAGGGAAAUGGACGCAUUUAAAGGAAGGUCUCAGACGACUAAGGGGAUUUGGCUUGCAAGAUGCACUGGAAUUGAGCCCUGCACUCUUGUGAUGGAUUUAGAGGGUACUGAUGGAAGAGAGCGUGGAGAGGAUGAUACGGCUUUUGAGAAACAGAGUGCUCUUUUCGCACUUGCUGUCUCAGACAUAGUUCUUAUAAACAUGUGGUGUCAUGAUAUUGGUCGUGAACAAGCAGCGAACAAGCCUCUUUUAAAGACUGUUUUCCAAGUCAUGAUGCGGUUGUUUAGUCCACGGAAAACCACUUUAAUGUUUGUCAUACGAGAUAAAACACGGACUCCUUUGGAGAAUUUAGAACCUGUUCUGAGGGAAGACAUUCAGAAGAUAUGGGAUUCUGUUCCUAAGCCUCAAGCACACAAAGACACCCCACUAAGUGAAUUUUUCAAUGUUGAAGUAGUCGCUCUCUCUAGUUAUGAAGAAAAGGAAGAGCAAUUCAAAGAGCAGGUUGCUAAUUUGAGACAACGGUUCUUCCACUCUGUUGCACCUGGGGGACUUGCUGGUGACCGACGGGGAGUAGUCCCUGCUUCGGGUUUUGCUUUUAGUUCAGAACAAAUCUGGCGGGUCAUUAAAGAGAACAAAGACUUGGACCUUCCGGCUCACAAGGUCAUGGUUGCAACUGUACGGUGUGAGGAAAUUGCCAACGAAAAGUUUUCUCAUUUCACCGCAAACGAGGAAUGGCGUCAGCUAGAAGAAGCUGUGCAGUCCACUCCUGUUUCCGGGUUUGGAAAGAAGCUGAGUUCAAUUCUCGAGUCUUGCUUGUCAGAGUAUGACACUGAAGCCACAUACUUCGACGAAGGUGUGAGAUCUGCCAAACGACAGCAGCUGCAAGAGAAAUUAUUGCAACUUGUUCAACCAGCUUUCCAAGAUGUGCUUGGACACAUGAGAUCUGGAACACUUGAUAACUUCAAGGUUGCUUUUGAGAAGUCCUUGAACGCAGGAGAAGGGUUUUCUUCCGCUGCUCAUGCCUGUGCUCAAUCUUGCAUGUCUCAGUUUGAUGAAGGAUGUGCCGAUGUUGUCAUUGAGCAAGCAAACUGGGAUACAUCUAAAACUCGGGAAAAGCUUUGGCGUGAUAUUGAUGCUCAUAUUGCAUCUGUUCGUGCAGCAAAGCUGUCUGAACUGACUACACUGUAUGAGUCGAAACUGAAUGAAGCAUUGUCUGGACCUGUGGAAGCUCUCUUAGAUGGAGCUCAUGAUGAAACAUGGCCAUCAAUAAGAAUGCUACUGAGAAGGGAAACAGAAUUGGCUGUCUUUGGCCUCUCUGAUGCAUUAUCUGGUUUUGACAUGGACGAAGAAUCAAAGAGUAGAAUGCUGAGUGCCCUUGAGAACUAUGCAUGUGGUAUUGUUGAAGCCAAGGCAAAGGAAGAAGCUGGAAGGGUGUUGAUGCGGAUGAAGGACAGAUUUGCAACAAUCUUCAGCCACGAUGCUGAUUCAAUGCCACGUGUAUGGACCGGGAAGGAAGACAUCAGAGCAAUCACUAAGAUGGCCCGUUCUUCGUCCUUGAAGCUGUUGUCUGUCAUGGCUGUAACCCGGUUGGAUGAUGAACCUGAUAAUAUUGAGAAGACAUUGUCACGUGCUUUUGUCGAUUCUUCGAACAACAACGCUGCUAGCACAAGCAUUACCACAUUUGAUCCACUCGCUUCAAGUACUUGGGAGCAGGUUCCACAAUCAAAGACAUUGAUCACUCCUGUCCAAUGUAAAUCGUUGUGGAGGCAAUUCAAAACCGAGACACAGUAUACUGUUACACAAGCCAUUUCUGCUCAGGAAGCUAACCGGCGGAAUAACAACUGGUUACCGCCUCCAUGGGCAAUCCUUGCACUGGUUGUUCUGGGAUUCAAUGAAUUUAUGACUCUCUUAAGAAAUCCUUUGUACAUUGGUUUCCUUUUCGUCGGUUAUCUUAUUGCCAAAGCUCUUUGGGUGCAAUUAGACAUUUCUGGAGAAUUUCGCAAUGGGGCGCUACCUGGGCUUAUCUCCAUAUCAACCAAGUUACUUCCCACUGUCAUGAACCUUCUCAAAAAGCUCGCGGAAGAAGGACAAGCUCCACCAAUGAAUCCUCAAACUCAGUCCAAGGUUACAACUAACGGCGUCAGUAGCAGCGUCGGUUCGUCCUCGUCAAGCGGCAUCUCGACAGAAACAGUUUCCGACCACACGAAAGAUGACUAGACAAGGCGAGCGUUCACCCAUUAAGAUGAGAUUUCGAAUCUUCGUUCCCUCCAAAAGGGUGCCUCUCUUUCGUGAAUACAAGACUUCGAAUCGUCAUCCCCUCCAAAAGGGUACCUCCCUUUCAGUAUGAUCCGGGAGAUCCAGAGCGUUUUGAUCUGAGAGAGACAUAUUUUCAUCUCCCGAGGCAUCGGUUUUUACUGCAGAUGCUGGGGGGUGGGGAAUAGAUACUGUUUUUUCUGUACCGAUGUGGUUUUAUUGUAUCUGAGGAAAGAAUGUUCCUGUAAGAAACGGGGGUUCGGUUUUGUGUGUUCCAACUUCCAAGAUUUCUGUUGCAGAUGCGGUUUCUUGUGUCUCAAGAAAGUACAUUCUUGAAGAAACCUGUUUGAGUUUUGUUUUGUCAACUUGAGAUUUUUUUGUC
Molecule: messenger RNA, 3128 nt
Organism: Tarenaya hassleriana
Lineage: Eukaryota; Viridiplantae; Streptophyta; Magnoliopsida; Brassicales; Cleomaceae
Product: protein ROOT HAIR DEFECTIVE 3
Exons: 23
Coding region: 314-2710 (798 amino acids)
Biological process (GO): endoplasmic reticulum membrane fusion
Cellular component (GO): endoplasmic reticulum
Molecular function (GO): GTPase activity; GTP binding
Source: RefSeq, a predicted model, not a curated record